AUGGACUCCCCAAUCGUGGCCCAGCUCUUUCGUCAGCUCUUUCACCAUCGGCCUCCAGGCUGUAAAAGCAUCAGAAACCUUCCCCGCCUCCGCAAUGGCCUUCGAACCACCACCGCUAUCAGCCAGAACCGCUUCUAUGCUGCGGGACGACCUUCGAGCGAUCGCGGAAUGAAGACAAAUGAGAGUCGAUGGCAGCAAAGGACGAAUCUCUUACCUCAGGAUCGGUCGGCGGAGUUUGCCGAGUACCCUUAUAUAACUGCUGCCGAGCUUAAGGAACGAACUGAACGGCCGCGCAAGGUUAAGAUGUUGCUAAGAGACUUUAUUGACGACAGCCUUUAUAACCCCUCCUACGGGUACUUCUCCAAACAAGCUGUCAUCUUUAGCCCAGGCGAGCCCUUCGACUUCAACUCGAUGCGCGACGAGAUCGAAUUUCAAGCCGAGCUAGGCCGUCGAUACACCGAAUUCGAAGACAUACUCGACGACCGCGAGGGCGAGAACCCAACACGCCAGCUGUGGCAUACACCCACUGAGCUCUUCCGUCCUUACUACGGCGAAGCCAUUGCUCGCUACCUCGUCUCCAACUACCGCCUUACCACAUAUCCUUACCACGAUCUUCUAAUCUACGAAAUGGGUGCUGGUCGCGGAACGCUGAUGUUGAAUAUUCUUGACUAUAUUCGCGAAGUCGACCCCCAAGUUUAUGCUCGUACGAAAUUCAACAUUAUUGAAAUUUCGUCUACCCUUGCUGCGCUACAGAACAGACAUCUUUUGUCAACAGCUGCAUCUCGGGGCCACGCAGACAAGGUCGAGAUUAUCAACCGCUCCAUCUUCGAAUGGGAUCAAUACGUUCCUUCACCAUGCUUCUUCCUGGCCAUGGAAGUCUUCGAUAACUUCUCUCACGACGGUAUUCGCUACGACAUCAACACCGAGCAACCCCUCCAAGGCCACGUUCUGAUCGAUGGUGAUGGUGAUUUCUACGAGUUCUACGUACAUGAGCUAGAUCCUCUCGCAGCGCGAUACUUCCGAGUUCGUCAUGCCGCUACAGGAGGCAACUACCCCAAGCCGUACCCCAACAAUGCUGUUCUGCGCUACCUCUCCAGCAAGAUGCCCUUUGCCGCCAACCUUUCCGACCCCGAGUUCAUCCCCACUAGACUCAUGCAAUUCUUCGACGUGCUUGAGAAGUACUUCCCAGGUCAUCGUCUCGUGACAUCUGACUUUGAUUGGCUACCCCAAGCUAUCAAGGGAAUGAAUGCGCCUGUUGUCCAGACAAGAUAUCACAGGAGGAUGGUGCCCGUCACAACACCCUUGGUUCACCAGGGUUACUUUGAUAUUCUGUUCCCCACAGAUUUCCAAGUCACAGAAGCCAUCUACCGUGCCAUCACAGGCAAGCUGACCCGUGUCAUGUCGCAUGGUGAUUUCAUGCGCAAGUGGGCGUUUGUUGAGGACACCGAGACUCGAAGUGGCGAGAACCCCUUGAUAUCCAACUACCGCAACGCCAGUGUUCUUGUAACCGUGUAA
Molecule: messenger RNA, 1515 nt
Organism: Fusarium coffeatum
Lineage: Eukaryota; Fungi; Ascomycota; Sordariomycetes; Hypocreales; Nectriaceae
Exons: 3
Coding region: 1-1515 (504 amino acids)
Cellular component (GO): mitochondrion
Molecular function (GO): protein-arginine omega-N symmetric methyltransferase activity
Source: RefSeq, a predicted model, not a curated record